AGCUGAAUGGGCGCGAGAGCGGCGCUGGGGGCGGGUGGGGGCGCGGGGUACCGGGCUGGCGGCCGGCCGGCGCCCCCUCAUUAGUAUGCGGACGAAGGCGGCGGGCUGCGCGGAGCGGCGUCCCCUGCAGCCGCGGACCGAGGCAGCGGCGGCACCUGCCGGCCGAGCAAUGCCAAGUGAGUACACCUAUGUGAAACUGAGAAGUGAUUGCUCGAGGCCUUCCCUGCAAUGGUACACCCGAGCUCAAAGCAAGAUGAGAAGGCCCAGCUUGUUAUUAAAAGACAUCCUCAAAUGUACAUUGCUUGUGUUUGGAGUGUGGAUCCUUUAUAUCCUCAAGUUAAAUUAUACUACUGAAGAAUGUGACAUGAAAAAAAUGCAUUAUGUGGACCCUGACCAUGUAAAGCUCCUGAAGGUGCGGCACUCGCCUUGAGGCACUUUCUUCUGAGCUGUGAGCUAUGGGCAAGCAGUGGAGGGGGAAGAGAGCAGCUGAAGCAGAUGCCGGUUCAACUUACUUAAAGAUGUGGGACAAGCUCUGAGGAAGCCCCCAAGACAAUGAUGUCUGGUUGUGCACCAUUGAAGCAAGAACAGAAACCAUCCCAGAGUGGAGGACAUGGCCCAUGUGGUCCUCCUGUUCUGAGUGGCUAUGAGAUGGAGUUCUGUGUGAGCUCUCUACAGAAAAAGCCCUGUCUCCAGGCAAUCAGUGGAGAUCUGUUAAACGAGUUGAAACAAAAGAGGACAAGGAAUUGCUGUGGCUUUAGACGUUGCCAGGACAUGUAGAAACUCACUCAGGAUUUACUACUGCAUCCACUGUCACUUAGGCGCAGGAGGGGUCACAGUCAGAAGGUUGUUUCUUCAAGUUUCUGAGCCAAACUUAACUCUAAAAAGCAAAUAUUCUGUGUUAAAAGACAGUAAUCAACACGGGAGCUACAUCAGACAUCAUAGGACAAAUUGUCAUCUAGAAGAGUAUAUUUUUAAUGCAGGAGAGUUUUUAAAACCCAGAUUGGUGUGAUUUCAUUCCAGAGAGCUCAGAAAUAUGCUCAGCAAGUCUUGCAGAAGGAAUGUCGUCCCAAGUUUGCCAAGACAUCAAUGGCGCUGUUAUUUGAGCACAGGUAUAGCGUGGACUUACUCCCUUUUGUGCAGAAGGCCCCCAAAGACAGUGAAGCUGAGUCCAAGUACGAUCCUCCUUUUGGGUUCCGGAAGUUCUCCAGUAAAGUCCAGACCCUCUUGGAACUCUUGCCAGAGCACGACCUCCCUGAACACUUGAAAGCCAAGACCUGUCGGCGCUGUGUGGUUAUUGGAAGCGGAGGAAUACUGCACGGAUUAGAACUGGGCCACACCCUGAACCAGUUCGAUGUUGUGAUAAGGUUAAACAGUGCACCAGUUGAGGGAUAUUCAGAACAUGUUGGAAAUAAAACUACUAUAAGGAUGACUUAUCCAGAGGGCGCACCACUGUCUGACCUUGAAUAUUAUUCCAAUGACUUAUUUGUUGCUGUUUUAUUUAAGAGUGUUGAUUUCAACUGGCUUCAAGCAAUGGUAAAAAAGGAAACCCUGCCAUUCUGGGUACGACUCUUCUUUUGGAAGCAGGUGGCAGAAAAAAUCCCACUGCAGCCAAAACAUUUCAGGAUUUUGAAUCCAGUUAUCAUCAAAGAGACUGCCUUUGACAUCCUUCAGUACUCAGAGCCUCAGUCAAGGUUCUGGGGCCGAGAUAAGAACGUCCCCACAAUCGGUGUCAUUGCCGUUGUCUUAGCCACACAUCUGUGCGAUGAAGUCAGUUUGGCGGGUUUUGGAUAUGACCUCAAUCAACCCAGAACACCUUUGCACUACUUCGACAGUCAAUGCAUGGCUGCUAUGAACUUUCAGACCAUGCAUAAUGUGACAACGGAAACCAAGUUCCUCUUAAAGCUGGUCAAAGAGGGAGUGGUGAAAGAUCUCAGUGGAGGCAUUGAUCGUGAAUUUUGAACACAGAAAACCUCAGUUGAAAAUGCAACUCUAACUCUGAGAGCUGUUUUUGACAGCCUUCUUGAUGUAUUUCUCCAUCCUGCAGAUACUUUGAAGUGCAGCUCAUGUUUUUAACUUUUAAUUUAAAAACACAAAAAAAAUUUUAGCUCUUCCCACUUUUUUUUUCCUAUUUAUUUGAGGUCAGUGUUUGUUUUUGCACACCAUUUUGUAAAUGAAACUUAAGAAUUGAAUUGGAAAGACUUCUCAAAGAGAAUUGUAUGUAACGAUGUUGUAUUGAUUUUUAAGAAAGUAAUUUAAUUUGUAAAACUUCUGCUCGUUUACACUGCACAUUGAAUACAGGUAACUAAUUGGAAGGAGAGGGGAGGUCACUCUUUUGAUGGUGGCCCUGAACCUCAUUCUGGUUCCCUGCUGCGCUGCUUGGUGUGACCCACGGAGGAUCCACUCCCAGGAUGACGUGCUCCGUAGCUCUGCUGCUGAUACUGGGUCUGCGAUGCAGCGGCGUGAGGCCUGGGCUGGUUGGAGAAGGUCACAACCCUUCUCUGUUGGUCUGCCUUCUGCUGAAAGACUCGAGAACCAACCAGGGAAGCUGUCCUGGAGGUCCCUGGUCGGAGAGGGACAUAGAAUCUGUGACCUCUGACAACUGUGAAGCCACCCUGGGCUACAGAAACCACAGUCUUCCCAGCAAUUAUUACAAUUCUUGAAUUCCUUGGGGAUUUUUUACUGCCCUUUCAAAGCACUUAAGUGUUAGAUCUAACGUGUUCCAGUGUCUGUCUGAGGUGACUUAAAAAAUCAGAACAAAACUUCUAUUAUCCAGAGUCAUGGGAGAGUACACCCUUUCCAGGAAUAAUGUUUUGGGAAACACUGAAAUGAAAUCUUCCCAGUAUUAUAAAUUGUGUAUUUAAAAAAAAGAAACUUUUCUGAAUGCCUACCUGGCGGUGUAUACCAGGCAGUGUGCCAGUUUAAAAAGAUGAAAAAGAAUAAAAACUUUUGAGGAACUCUCGUAGUCUGGUUAAUUUGGGUGCUUAUGUCUAUGAAUCUACCCAAAACCUCCUUCUUGGAUGCUGCUGCUAGGCGGAGACCUCUCUGUGGAUGCCAGUAGUGAGGGACAGAGAAUUAAGGCACCUGGUCCUGCAAGCUGCUUGAGUCCAGACAACUGUGAACCCUUCUGAAGAGAUGCUGGGUGUCGGUGGCUUCCUCCCCAAAGACAGGCUGCCCCUAGCUUCUGUCUCUUAAUGGCUCUAGCCUCUGAUAUCAGAAGAUCUGCUACUCUGUUCCCAGCCUGCCCCAGACUCGGCUGCCGCCAUCGCUGUUCUCCACUCUGUGGCUGCUCUUGUCACUAAUGCUACCUGCCUCCACUUUCCCUUCCUGCAACUGCUUGUGCAGCCCCAGUGCAGCCUUGGCCCCAGCCCAUUCGAACGUCUUCCCAUCUCCCUCCUCCUCACCAUAUGCAGGGCCAGGAGUCAGGUCAUAGCAUUCAAAGCAGAGUCCCUUCUGUCUCCUGGGGUCUGGGAUCCAGCUCAGAGUGGCCAGGAGAGCAAAAGUCAUAUUUCUCUCGUUUUGUGUCUUUACAGAUAAUUUUGUAUGAAUUUUAUUUCCUACUCUAUAAGCUACUGCUUGUUUAAGAGAAAAUGUUUUAAGAUUAUCACCCAUCAAAUGAGUUUAGAAAAUUGAGACUCUGGAAGAUGGUCCACAGCUCCCUUGUGGCUCAGGUGGUGCUGGGCUUACACCACACAGCUCCACCCCUACAUCCCUCAGGGGGUUAUUGGAGAAGCCGGAACUUCCUCAGACAACGUUCUUAAUGCUACGAGCGCCUCCUUGCUGGUAUGAGGAGACUUGCCUACCUGCUUCUCAAGGCUGCUGGGAUGUGUGGUGCUCAAAGCUUCCACUUGGUCAGCUUGCAGCCAUUCUCAGGCCUGCUCCCAUCCCCAUCCCUCCUCCCUGUAAGGCCCUUCUUGCAUCCUUAGGUUGCUUUGCUCAUGUCUCUCAACUUUUACUUACUCAGGUGGUAAGCAGAUACCCUAAAAAGGUAUAUUUUUGUAGACCUUUUAUAGAGUCCACCAGCCAAUAGGAGUUGGCUGGAGAUCAUUCUCAAGAACUUUUCACACUUUGGCAUUCAUUUGUUGGAAGUUGCAUCUUCACUUCAGAGCUGUGCCCCCAUUACUCCCCCACCCCACACACACUCUUCUGAAAACAGACCUUUGCUAGGUGCCUCUGGGUGUUCUAAAGUUGAUCUCCAGUAACUGAGAAUUCACUGCCACACUAACAGCUUUGUAUUGCAUUCUAGACCCGCACACACACCCUCCGACAUAAAUGAAAUCACUGGUUCUGAGGCAACUUAGGAAGACUUACACAUGUUCUGUAUUUUAACAUGCUUCUAGAACUUUGAGCUGCAGAAAAUUUCAGUUUUAGGGUUUUUUAAUUUUAAUUUUUGAUUGAUACAUAGUGAUGUGCAUAUUUUGAGGGUCCAUGUGAUAAUGUAAUACAUUUGUGUAAUUAUAAGGAGCAAAUCUGUGUAACUGGGAUAUCUGUCACAUUAAAUAUUUGUCUUUAUGGUAGAAACAUUUGAAUUAUUCUAGUGAUUUUGAAAUACACAGUAAAUUAUUGUAAACUAUAGGCAUUCUACUGACCUAUCAAACACUAGGUCUUGUUUCUUUUAUCAAACUGUAUGUUUGUACCCAUUAAUCAACCUCUCUUCAUUUCCCCCUACCCUUCUUGGCCUCUGGUAACUACCAAUCUACUCUCUAUCUUCAUGAGAUCCACUUUUUUAGCUCCUACAUAGGAAUGAGAACAUGUGAUAUUUGUCUUUCUGUGUUUGGCUUAUUUCACUUAACAUCACCUCCAGUUCCAUCCAUCUUGCUGCAGAUAACAUGAUUUCAACCUUUUUAUGGCAGAAUAAUAUUCCAUUGUGUAUAUAUACCACAUUUUCUUUAUUCAUUCACCCAUUGAUGGACACUUAGGUUGAUUUCAUGUUUUGGCUAUGUGAAUAGCGCUGCAAUAAAUAUGGGAGUAUAGAUAUAUCUUCAA
Molecule: messenger RNA, 4983 nt
Organism: Homo sapiens (human)
Lineage: Eukaryota; Metazoa; Chordata; Mammalia; Primates; Hominidae
Gene: ST3GAL5
Product: ST3 beta-galactoside alpha-2,3-sialyltransferase 5
Exons: 8
Coding region: 1087-1959 (290 amino acids)
Biological process (GO): glycoprotein biosynthetic process
Cellular component (GO): Golgi membrane
Molecular function (GO): lactosylceramide alpha-2,3-sialyltransferase activity; sialyltransferase activity
Source: RefSeq, marked reviewed